GAGAGCACUCCCAGACUUUACAGCGGGUGAUCGUCAGUGUCCCUCGAAAGUUACGGCAUCUGCAAUCUUCACAUUAUGCUUAGUACAAAAAUUUCCACAUUUGCUAGAUGCAGAGUUCAAAACUACUUUAUCAGAAGUACCUUGCAUACAUCAGGCGCAGCAAGCGCUAAAGUUGCCGUGGUACUUUCAGGAUGUGGCGUUUAUGACGGAAGCGAAGUUCAUGAAGCGUCUGCGGUGCUGGUGCACCUGAGCCGCAAAAAUGCACGGGUGUCCAUGUUUGCACCAAACAUAAACCAGAUGCACACCAUUGACCACAUUAAGGGUGAACCCACAGAACCCAACAGAAAUGUUCUUGUCGAGUCUGCCCGUAUCGCUCGUGGGCAAAUAGAAGAUCUUUCAAAACUCAAAGCCAAAGACUUCGAUGCCAUAAUUUUUCCUGGAGGAUUUGGUGCAGCAAAGAAUUUAUCCACAUUUGCUGUUGAUGGUACCAGCAUGAGUGUCAAUGCAGACGUGGAGCGGGUUUUGAAGGAUUUUCAUGGUGCCAGAAAGCCUAUUGGGUUGAUUUGCAUCGCCCCUGUCUUAGGAGCCAAAUUGUUUCCUGGUUGUGAGGUGACUGUAGGAUCUGAUGUAGAGGAAGGAGAUAAAUGGCCUAAUGUUGGGGCUGCUAAGGCGAUACAGGCAAUGAAGGCCAAACAUGUUAAGAAAGAUGUGACAGAAUGUCACGUGGAUGCCAUGAAUAAAAUUGUGACCACACCAGCUUUCAUGUGCAACACAGCCAUCCACAAAAUCUUUGAUGGUAUCGGCGUCCUUGUCAAUACUGUUCUUAAACUAAGUCAAUCAUAAGAGCAAAUGAGCAGGACUACUUCUAAUGAUUUCUUAUGUCAGUGUCACAUUCGACUGAUCCUUGAUUAUAUAAGGAUAUUCUACAGAACUGUGUGGUGUAAAAUUAGAGAUUUUUUUCUUUUAAGAGUUGGUUACUUUUGUAUCUCAAGAUUCAUAAUGCUGGAAACAAGGAUUGAAGCAGAAAAAUGUACUUUUUUUAAUUCUUAUUUUAAUAGUGGCAUCUUAUUUUCAUUCUUCACUAAGAUCAGCAUAGUCCAAGAGACUAUGUUCUUAUAAAGCUUCAACAUUUUAGCUGUUCUGUUCUAAUAAGAAACAAAAACACCUGGGGCUAAAAUGUGAGAUAGAUCCAGCUUUUUGAUUUUUGGGCUUUGUUGCUGUUUUUUGAAAGUGUGUGAAAUAAAGGUAAGAGUUUAAAUGAAACAUGAAUGCAAGAAUAAAUAAACAAAACCUUC
Molecule: messenger RNA, 1295 nt
Organism: Pomacea canaliculata
Lineage: Eukaryota; Metazoa; Mollusca; Gastropoda; Architaenioglossa; Ampullariidae
Product: ES1 protein homolog, mitochondrial-like
Exons: 7
Coding region: 76-843 (255 amino acids)
Cellular component (GO): mitochondrion
Source: RefSeq, a predicted model, not a curated record